This is a messenger RNA of Argentina anserina (silverweed cinquefoil), 1514 nucleotides long. RefSeq lists its product as uncharacterized. Lineage: Eukaryota; Viridiplantae; Streptophyta; Magnoliopsida; Rosales; Rosaceae. The transcript is spliced from 5 exons. Bases 239 to 1273 code for a protein of 344 amino acids. The record is from RefSeq and is a predicted model, not a curated record.
CCAGACUCCCGCCUUAUCAAAAGUUUUUGAUUUUCAGAUUCCCGUUUCUCUCUCUCGUCUCCAAAACCCUGACAUCGCGCGCCUCACCAUUCUUCAAUUCCAGAUCCUCUCUUGAGAUCUCAACUCCCAUACCCAAAAGGUGAACGGGGGAGGUGGGUUUUGAGGGUUUUCGUGGUUUGGAAGUCGAAAACCUAAUUGGGUGUUUGUUUGUGCUUAUUGGGGGGGAGUCAAUUUCACUAUGAGUAACGAUAAUUCAGCAGAUGGGUCAUGCAAAACCCGCUCAGCUUUAGGUGAUUUGACCAAUCGGCCUCUUAAAAGGGGCUUUUCGAAUAUCUCAGCUGAUUCCGAUGCGAAAUCUGUGGGAAAUGUCGAUAGUGGUUCGCGUAAAGUUGCAAAGAUUGUGUCUUUAAGGGAUGAGAAUUUGGGGGAAGAAUGUAGCCCUAAAGAAUUGUCUUUGUCGGAGGGGAUAUUGCCGGAUCCUGUGGUUUCUCCCACUUGCAGUGCCGGGGAUUCGACGAAUGACAACAAUGCGGCUGUUAUUGUGCUGGAUGAUGACACUGAGGGGAAGUCGAGUGACAGUGUGACGGAAGUUGGUGAUGCUUCGAGGGAUAAUUGCUUGUCGGUUGCUUCAAUGUCCACAUGCUCGGGGCUGUGUAAGAAUGGAUGUUGUGAUGGCGGUGGGAAGUGUCAGUUUGAGAAAGUGGGGCAGACUUCUGAUGAUGCUCAGAGCAGUCCUGCUUUAGGCAAUGUUGUUCGCAGGAACGAUGAAAGUGAUCCUGGUGUUGGGAAAGUGGGCGCGACUACAUUUGACUCUACGGAGUGGUCUAAGAUGCCUACAUCGCUGGGUUGUUCGAUGGCGAGAUGCACAACUGUUAAUGCUCCUGCUGAUUUGAAUGCUGGGGAGGACAAUCUCAAUGAUUGCUCUUGUUCAUUCUGCUUGCAAGCUGCUCACAUUCUGUCAGACCUCCAAUACCAGGAUAUAAAGGGUCGAAUUACUGCUUUGAAGAAGAGUCAAAAGGAAGCAGGCAUUUUGGUUCAGAAAAGUUUCAGGGGAAAGGAGGUUGAUCCCAAGGGACCAAGGCACCCAAACAAAACAUCAAAACUUGAGUCUGAUCUCUCAAGUCAGUGGAGAUCCCUGUUUCUUCACAUGGAGGAUAUCUUCGUAAAUGAAGGCAACCACCUCCAUGACAAAUUUGUCACACUAAAAGAGUUGAGAGACAACUGCAAGAUGGAACUGGAAACAGCUGUUGGAGUGCCCUCAGAAAGACUUUAAUGCUGUUCACUAGAACAAUCAUUUGUAAGGUUGUUGUUAGUUUCUGCCUACUUGGGGUGCAUGUACGCGUGGUGUAUUUUUGUACUGUUGUUUCAAAGAGUUUCUUACUAGUGUUUUUUUAAUAAGCUGUAAUCUUUCGGAAGAUUUGUGUAAUAUCCUGCUGACCAUGUUGUUGGAUGGAUCUAAUGGCCCAACAUUGAAGAAUGAUAAGUUUACCUGUUAUGUACAUUCAUCCUGGUUA